AUAUCCGGCGCACACUACAUGCUAGAAUGACCAGUUCAGUCCAGGCUCGACGACUGAUUUUAUUAAAAACGAUUUCCUUAGAAAUACAACGCGCUGAGCUCAAAGCAGUCUUUUUUUUAUCAGUCAAACAGUGUCAUCUGUUGUCACCGUGCGCCACUGAACUGCAGGCGACCCCCUCGUGCCGCGCAGUAGUACGUCCCUCAGCUGGAGCGCGAGAGAGGUUCAGAUUGAGCGGAGAACGGGAGGAUUUAAAUACCUCUAAACGGGCGACCUGCUCAGCCCUUCGGGUGCGGGAGGGUGACUGUUUUGUGUCUUUUCUAGACCGGGGGAGCAGGGGGGUGGUGGUGGAGGAGGAGGAGGAGCGGAUAAUGAGCUAUUCUUGUACCAGCACAGGCAACAGCCAGGACCCAUCGUGCUCUAAGAAGUCCGGCGGCGUUAAUCCCGGUAGUUGCAGCAGCAGCGGAGACACCGGCAACGGCAAUAACCGCCACAGCAUCCGCGGCGGCAAAGCGAACUCGAACCCUGAUUUAUCCGAGGCCAUGAAAGUCAAGAAGGGCUGCAACACGGCAGACGUCGGGGUCCCCGUCACCACAGAGGAGGAACUGCUUGCGAACGAAACGAUCACCCCGGAGGAUGUGCUGGGACUGCAGAAGAUCACUGAAAGAAAGAAGUGAAAGUUUAAAAAAAGUUUUAGGAAAGAUGUGUAUAUUAAGUGUUUUAAUUAAAGUUCUAAUGAAGAUGAAGAAUGAACACCAAACAUGAUAAAUGUAUUUGGCUAC
Molecule: messenger RNA, 779 nt
Organism: Sinocyclocheilus grahami
Lineage: Eukaryota; Metazoa; Chordata; Actinopteri; Cypriniformes; Cyprinidae
Exons: 2
Coding region: 27-674 (215 amino acids)
Source: RefSeq, a predicted model, not a curated record